ACCCGGUGCUGGCGGAACAGUCAUUAUUGCUUUAUUAUCAAGUGUCCGUGUAACCCGUCUACAUACCGUUCAAGUAAUCAAAAUGAAAGUUUUUGCUUCCACAGCAGCCGUUUUGGUCGCUCUGGUCGCCGUACAGAGCUCGGACCCGUGUAACAUAUCCACCUGUUACACGGGCGUCACCAAACCCCAAACGGCCACCACGCGUUUGCCGGUGUCGUCUACAAGUCAGACGACGGCCUAUGCCAAAGACCAUGUGCACGGUUCGACUGCAAAAGCAGCCACGGCCGUCAACGGCGGUAGCACCGCCACCGGCACCGCCACCAAGAAAGUCAACGGCACCGAGCCCACCCCCAAGAAGACGGCCGCGUCCGGCGCUACCACGGCAAAACCCAAAACGACCGACGGACACGUGGCCCUGAAACAAAAACUCAACAGCAUCGCGGUCAAGUGCAAGGACGAGCUGCGAGCGCCCCAGGAGAUCAUGGCUUUGGUCAGCAACACCGUGUUGCCGCAAAACGAACAACAGCGGUGCUAUCUGGAAUGCUUGUACAAAAACUUGAACCUGGUGAAGAACAACAAGUUCAGCGUGGUCGACGGCAAGGCGUUGGCGCAGAUAAGGUUCGCCAAUCAACCGGAAGAGUUCAAGAAGGCGGUGGCGAUUAUUGAAACGUGCGAGAAGGAAGCCGUUAUCGAUCCGAAGACGACCGAAAAAUGUGCGGCGGGACGUGUAAUCAGAAACUGCUUCGUUAAAAACGGAGAAAAGAUUAACUUUUUCCCAAAAGCAUAAACGUAAGUCGACAAAAAGAAUAUUAACGGAACACGCAUGAGAAUUGAUAUUUCACUGGAAUGGCUGUAAUAAAAAUGUAAUAUUAAAUAAUAAUAAUUGUUUAACUGCAUUUCUAUAAACAAUACAUUCUAAAAGACAUUUUUUUUAA
Adelges cooleyi (spruce gall adelgid) is the source of this 935-nucleotide messenger RNA. RefSeq lists its product as uncharacterized. The transcript has 5 exons. Gene Ontology annotation, molecular function: odorant binding. Bases 83 to 787 code for a protein of 234 amino acids. The record is from RefSeq and is a predicted model, not a curated record. Lineage: Eukaryota; Metazoa; Arthropoda; Insecta; Hemiptera; Adelgidae. Gene Ontology annotation, biological process: sensory perception of smell.